Silurus meridionalis is the source of this 1255-nucleotide messenger RNA. RefSeq names its product GTPase IMAP family member 4-like. Gene Ontology annotation, molecular function: GTP binding. The record is from RefSeq and is a predicted model, not a curated record. Bases 93 to 1136 code for a protein of 347 amino acids. The transcript is spliced from 6 exons. NCBI's taxonomy places the organism in Eukaryota, Metazoa, Chordata, Actinopteri, Siluriformes, Siluridae.
GUCGCUCCUAAACCUUUCACUGGGCGUUGGCUUUAUAUUUUUAUUAAUAGUUUUUUUUUUCAGUGUUGUGUAUAUGUUUAUUAAUCGAAACAAUGAAUGCUGAAACAGUGUGGCGGAAGAGACAGCAAUGGAAAGCACAAACGGAUGAUGCAAAAUUACUAUCAUCACUUUGGCCUGAUGUUUAUCCACACGGAUCGUCAUCGGAUGAGAAAUCAGAUCUACGUCUCGUUGUUCUGGGUGGAGAUUGUGUUGAUAAUAAUUAUGUAUCCAACAUAAUACUCAGGUCCGUUCACCAGGAAAUAUCUACCAAUCCAAAAAAAGGCAGCUUCAGAGGUGGAAAUGUUCAUGGAAGACGGGUCUCUGUGUUUGUAGCUCCUUCCUACUGGAUGAACCACUUGGCCUCCUACAUGAUUUUCUCAAAUGGAGUCAAAUCCAUCAGUCAUGAGCUUGAAAACUGUACAUUUCUAACGUUUCCUGGCCCUCACGCAUUCCUGCUCGUGAUACGAGCCGGACAUACGACUGGGAAAGAACAUUAUCUUCUAAAAGCAAUAAAGUGCAUGUUUGGAGCUGAGGUGUUACAGUACACCACAUUGGUAUUCGUACAUGCGCAUGAAUGGCAAAGUCCAAUAAAUGACCUGCAGAGCUGCUUGAAGAUGUGUGGGGGAAAUUACUUCUUUCUGGAGAACAGUGAUGAAAAAGUUGAGCAGCUUUUCAUAAGAGUCGCGGUGAUGACACAGAGGAAAAGAAGCCGUUUUUUCAUCCAGCAGUCGUAUGAAAGCCUCAUGGACAUGUGUUUUGAAAGGUGGGAAAAUGCUUGGGUGAAAAACGAAAUCAAAUUAAAACGAGAGCUUGAAGAAGUGAAGUCAGAGCAAUGUUUGAGACAGGAUGAGCUGGACACCCUGAGACAAACUGAGACAGAGCUGAGGAAGGAGCUGAAACAAUCCAGACAUCGUGAGGGUGAGUUACAGAAGGAUUUGCAAAUAGCUAGGUGCAGUGAGAAGCAAUUAAGAGCUGAGAUGGAUGCGUAUAAACGCAGUGAAGCAGGACAGUGGAAAUGUACACGAAGCGACAGUAUCAGUGAUCUGCCACCUCACAUGACAGAAACCCAGAACAAAAAGCCUUCAAAUGACCUUUAAAUGAUGUUGAAGAUAUCUGAAACCCCUGGAGAUGAUCUCCUGAGACACUACAGGACAAAUAACACACCAGAAAAAAAGGAAUAAAGAAAACAAAUACGGGGUCAAUUCGGACAUAGAGA